AUGCAAGUUUAUGCGGGAAUCGGUUACGUAUAUGGGCUGCAUAAUUUCAGCGUCGGGAAUUCAACCCACAGAAGAGAAGGUCGAAGCAGUGAAGAAUGCACCACGCCCGAGAAUUCUACGCUGCUGAGAUCAUUCCUGGGAAUGGCGAAUUACCAUGGCAAGUUCAUCAAGAAUCUAAGUACAAUUCUUCAUCCUCUUAAUCGGUUGCUGCAAAAGGGGUGUGAGUUCAAGUGGUCACCUGAAUGCGAGAGAGCAUUUCAAUCGACAAAGAACUCCCUUUCGUCAGCCAACGUCCUGGUGCAUUACAACCCGGAAUUACCACUUAUCUUAGAAUGUGAUGCAAGUCCAUAUGGCGUUGGUGCGGUCAUUUCCCAUCGGUUCCGUGAUAACAUUGAAAGACCCAUAGCAUACGCAUCGCGGUCAUUGAAUGCUGCCGAGAAGAAUUACAGUCAAAUCGAGAAAGAAGGUCUGGCGAUAGUUUUUUGGAUUGUCCAAAUUCUACAUGUAUCUUUACACAAGGAAGUUCACGUUAUAUACUGAUCAUAAACCCUUGUUGAAGAUAUUUGCACCUGAUUCAGCCACCCCAGUUCUGGCAGCAGCGCGUUUACAACGUUGGUCACUACUCCUGUCAUCCUAUCAGUAUGAAAUCCGCCACAAGUCUUCUGCUGACAUCGCGAACGCAGACGCUCUGUCCAGACUCCCACUAAAGUACCGGGCUGAUGCCAGUGUAGAAGAACGUAUAUUCAGCAUCUCGGAUCAGCAGCUGAAUUGCCAUCCAGUCUCCGCUAAACAGAUCGCUAGAGAGACAGCCCAUGAUAAAGUUCUGUGUAAGGUGUUUACUUUUACGCAACACGGUUGGAGUCAAACCUGCGACGAUCUAGAUUUGAAGCCAUACUUCAAUCGUCGCAAACGAUAUUUCCAUUGA
This is a messenger RNA of Paramuricea clavata, 925 nucleotides long. The record is from the annotation of a GenBank genome assembly. Lineage: Eukaryota; Metazoa; Cnidaria; Anthozoa; Malacalcyonacea; Plexauridae.